AGUAUCAUCCAUCAACUCCCAAACUAUAACCCUAAUUAAAAUAGAACCUUAGCUUAUUAACCAGAAGAAGAAGAAGAAGAAGCUAUAAAUAUAUAAUAUAUAGUUGCUCAUAUAUAUAUUAUAUUAUUUUAUAUAUAUAGUGAUGAUGAUGGGUGAUCUUCCUCCAGGAUUUAGCUUUGAUCCAACAGAUGAAGAGCUUGUUUUAUAUUAUUUGAAAAGUAAAAUAGCUCCGAAUUUGCACUUCAAUUUCAAUAAUAUUCCUGAUCUUGAUUUCUCUUCUUCUCAUCCUUGGGAACUCAAUGAGAGGGCUUUAUGGAGCAAAAAUCAGUGGUAUUUUUUCAGCCAAGUGAAGGAAAAUAUUAUUCGAGCUACAGAAAAAGGAUAUUGGAAGGAAUUAAAUAUGAAUGAGCCAAUUAUACUCAAAAAAAAUUGUGGAGAAAAAAUAAUUGGAACAAAGAAGUACUUUGUAUACUAUAUUACUACUAAUAUUCCUGAACAAGUACAAACUAAUUGGAUUAUGGAAGAAUUUCAUCUCUCUAAUUCCUUCAAGAAGAGAAAAAAUGAGAAGUUAUUGGAAUGGGUUGUAUGUAGAGUACAUGAAUCAAAGAACAAUGCUGAAGGAAUAAAUUGUGAUGAUGAUGAUGAUGAUGGUGAAGUUGAGCUAUCAGCUUUGGAUGAAGUCUUUUUAUCAUUGGAUGAUGAUCAAGAACAAGAUGAAAUUAGUUUUCCAUAUUAAUUCGAUGCUUAAAAAUGCAGAUCGAUGCACUACAAUGUUCGAAAAAAAGUCCACUCACAAAGAUCUAUUAGAAGCUAAGUAAUAUCAAUAUAUGCAUAUGUAUAUAUGGUGUGCAUGAACUAUAGAUCUUAAGUAAUGUUGCAACACAUAUAUAGUCUCCCAUAUAAAUAUACUUCAAAGUGAAUGUGUAGAUAUAAAAUAUUAUGUAAUGUAAUAGUUUAACAUAUAUAUAUAUAUAUAUUGUAUUG
Molecule: messenger RNA, 984 nt
Organism: Capsicum annuum
Lineage: Eukaryota; Viridiplantae; Streptophyta; Magnoliopsida; Solanales; Solanaceae
Product: NAC domain-containing protein 104
Exons: 3
Coding region: 143-736 (197 amino acids)
Biological process (GO): system development; regulation of DNA-templated transcription
Molecular function (GO): DNA binding
Source: RefSeq, a predicted model, not a curated record